AUUCGGUAAAUAGUAACAUUUUAUGUAACUAUAAAAAUGAAGCUAAGGAAUCACACAGAUUGUAUGAAUGUAUCUGCAUUAUGGAAUGGCAACUUGAAUGGAACGAAUAGUGGUAUAGGAAUUCAAAAGAGUUUGGAAUCGUGGCAUCUAGUAGUUACUGUUUUAGUGCUUGGAGUUUUUGUUGGAGUAAUAUCGAAGAUCUUCAACUUGAUUAGAAAGCACAUAUACGGAGAUAAGGAAAAUCUGGACAUAUCAUUUGACGCUGGUGGAAGGGUAUCCAGUGGUCUUACAGCCACCACUAUAGUGUCGCAAUGGACUUGGACGGCGACGCUCUUGAAAUCUUCGGCAGUGGCUAGCAAGUAUGGCAUUAGUGGUCCAUUCUGGUAUGCCGCGGGGGCGACUAUUCAGAUUUUUAUGUUCUCGAUGAUAACAGUACAGUUGAAGACCAGGGCACCUGGAGCAAAGACUUUCUUACAGGUCAUCAAGGCAAGAUUUGGUGGGAGGACCCAUAUUGUAUUUUGCAUCUUCGCCUUGAUUACAAAUAUCAUCGUGACCGCCAUGCUAAUGCUCGGAGGUGCUGUUGUGUUAACAACGCUCGUCAAAGAAAUUAGUGUUCCGUUUGCAGUUACCAUGAUGACUUCAGUCAUUUGUAUCAAUACGUUCAUUGGCGGUCUCGGUGCUACGUUUUAUAUCUCCUAUUUCAACAAUGUCGUUACUUUUGUAGUAAUGUUACUUUUUAUGAGUAGAGUUUACAACAAUCCAGACCCUCACCCCGAUAACCCAUUAGGCUCUAUAGCGUCACUACAUAGACUAUUAUCCUGCAAAAUAGGACCUCCUGAAAAUCUGGACAACAGUUAUUUGACUAUGGUGUCGAGUAAAGGUUUUAUGUUUGGUAUCAUUAAUAUAAUUGGGAACUUUGGAGCAGUAUUUGUUGACCAAAGCUUUUGGCAAAGUGGCGUAGCAGCAAAGCCUAAACAAGGUGUUUGGGGAUUUCUCAUAGGAGGAUUAGUUUGGUUUGCAAUUCCAUUCGUAUUUGCCACAACAAUGGGCCUUAGUUACAUCGCCAUGGAAACCCAUGCGGGGGAGAGCUUAUUGUGUGCUGACCAAGUUAAUGAAGGUCUCGUGCCUGUUAUAGUUGCCCAGAGGCUGUUCGGGAAGCUCGGAGAGUUCCUAAUCAUCGUCAUUAUCAUUUUUGCUGUCAUCUCUACGGGAUCGGCAGAAGUCAUUGCAGUGGCAUCUAUACUAGUAUAUGAUAUAUAUCAAAUUCAUUUGAAGGAAUCCGUUCGCAUUACACUUUUAUUUGGCAACAGCUCGGAAUAUCAAGCAACACGCUCACAAACACAAUUUUACAGAGGAGUUGAUUCCAUCAAAAGACAAGACAAAACGUUAGGAUAUGAGGAUGGGCAUAAUCAUCGAGAUAAUACUAGUUCAGCAGACACCCUUUAUAAAACAGUGCGGGUACUCUGUUGGGUCAUGACCUCUCCAAAAAACUUGAAAACUAAAGCUCAACAUGUCCGUGCCACCUGGGCUAAACGUUGCAAUAUCAUUAUCUUCAUAAGUUCAGAGACAAAUAAAGAUUUCCCUACAGUGGGCAUUAACACAACUGAAGGUCGGGAUCAUCUUACUGCUAAGACAAUGAAUGCAUUUAAAUAUUGCUGGGAUAACUACAAAGAUCAAGCUGAUUGGUUCCUUAAAGCAGACGAUGAUACGUUCGUCAUUGUGGAAAAUCUGCGAUAUUUGCUAUUAAGUUAUAAACGAACGGAUCCCAUAUACUUUGGACAUAAGUUCAAAGCAAACGUAAAACAGGGAUAUAUGAGUGGUGGCGGCGGUUAUGUUUUAUCUCAUGAGGCCUUGAGACGAUUAGCUGAGAAGGGAUUACAAGAUCCUGAACACUGUCGUAAGGAUGGAGGGGCAGAGGACGUUGAGAUGGGGAAGUGCAUGGAAUACCUAGGGGUUGCUGUGGGAGAUUCGAGGGACGCUAUGGGACGAAGUCGAUUCCAUUGUUUUGAUAUUUCUGCCCAUCUUGAGGGAAGAUAUCCUGAUUGGUACCAUAAGUAUGAUGCCAAUGGGGCUACGUAUGGUCCCGGAAACAUCAGCGACUAUUCAAUUUCAUUCCAUUACGUUAAACCCAGAAUGAUGUAUCAUUUAGACUUUUUUACAUAUCAUCUACGUCCUUAUGACUCCGUAGUAGUAAGUGCUGAGCCACAUCGUUUGGUGACAGAUGCCAAUAGUUGUAUACUAUGUGGUAAAGCAAAAGGACGAAUGUCAAGGUUAAACAGAGAUAAAUGUCGGUGUCAAAGUAUGACAUACUGUAUUGAUUGUCACCGCGACGAUAUAUUGAGAAUGGAAUGCAGAAGAGCUGUUAAACCUGGGUUCAGAUGUUCUGUUCAUGGGGAUUUCCGGGCUUAUUACGCCUAUCUUGCGAGUUUGAAGAACUGGUGCAUUGUUUGGUGUUGUGUAGCGAUUCUGCCGAUAACGUAUGGACUAAGUGCAUUAAAGGUGAGCCUUAGUUGGGUUUACCUCUUCAUGGGGAUAUUGAUUGGUCCAGCAGUGGUCCCUGUAUCACUGUGUAUGUUUUGGGCUCGACUAACGGGGAAGGCAAUGGUCGCAGGCACGAUGGGAGGCGUUACUAUUGGCCUUACUGUCUGGCUCUCAGUCGCAGCUUCACACAAAGGAGGGCUCGGUCCAAAUUAUUUUUUCGAAAAUACAGGUUCAGAAAGUAGCAUGUUAUGGGGCAAUCUUUCCGCUAUCGCAUCAGGAGGACUUAUAACCUGGAUAUGCAGUUUGCUCAAUCAUUCUGUAAUUGACACUACAGAGAUAUGGGAAAACACUAGAGACAUUGACAAUCCUUUAUCUCCCUGGCCUGAAAUGUACGCUAGAGAACUUGGUAUUUCGGGAGCGCAUCUGUUGGACAGACGCCCAUCCUUAUCAGAAAUUAAGAAGGUGUUCAAAUCGGCCAAACUGAUUGCAAUAUUUGGUGCGACUUUUUUAACUGUUUGUCUGCUAGUGAUAUGGCCUUUAAGUGCAAUGUCAUCGGGUGUGAUGAAUCUCAGUGAAUUCAUAAUUUGGAUUAAUAUCUCGAAGAUAUGUGGUUAUUUGGCAGGUGUUGUUAUCAUUAUCUUACCCCUUGUUGACGAAGCUAUAUCAAUUUGGACUGCCGUCAGGAGGAAAACCAUGGCUUUAAAUGAUGUUAAUAUCCUUGGCGGAAAUCUAAACGAGCCAGCCAAACCUCCAGUUCAUAGAGGAAAAAAGAAAGAAAGAAAAGAAUCGCCCAAUAUAUGUGUUCUUUGUUUUAAAGAUAUAGACGAAAUGAAAAAGGACAAACGAUUUCCUAGUCAUACUAAUGACCGUAACACAGAUAAUGUAUUCGGCACUUCCUCACAAGGCGAUCCGACUACUGAUGACCCCUUAUCAUUUGCCAGAUCUGAUCAUUUGCCAGAAUUUCUCACCAUUGCUGACACAUUAGAUCUCUCGCCUAUAAAUGAUACACAUAGUUGUUCCAGACGGUUUGCUCCAUCCUUUGGUGAACUCGCACGUGGUUUGGAUAAUCCCGUCGAAAGUACACUCAACGAAACCAUGUUUUCUGUUAAUGAUACGCGUCUCUCACUGAGUUCAUCAUACUCCUCGAUAAGCAAUCCAAGAGAUCCCAUAUUUUAACUUUUCGAUGUGUUAAAAUCUUGCUCAUUCUAUACGUGUAUAAGAAAACAGUGUUACUACUUCUUUUUCACACAAAACAAUUUUUUAAAAUGAAAAAGAAUUCUUCAAAUUCAGGCAUGCUGGCCAUUUUGACAUCUGGCAGAUAUCACUGGUUAGUAUCGAACAAAGGUUGCGGCCGUCACCUUCGCAUGAUUGUGGGCUGGAAGUGUCGAUUUCGAUAUUUUGACGUAAUGCUUUGAAGCUUCCUUAUUAAACAGGAGAUUCCUCAAAAACAUUCAGUUGUGCUCUCACCGCGGCCAGAUUUAUAGCUAUAAAAUAAUAUGCUGAACAUUGCACGAUAGAAUUUUGCUCAAAUUGCCAGAUUUAUAUAAAUAAGAAGAUAGCCAGCAUUUAGUAUCAUAUAAUUGUGUGUUAAUCAGUGUAUUAUAACUUAUCACGAUUAUGAGAUGAUAUUUUUGCUAUUUAAUUAAAUGUGAAAGAACUUUUUUAUAAUGAAAUUAUUUCAACACUUGACGAACCAGAAUUGGAUCAAAAAUCGUUUAAACUCUAUUUCACGUCUAGCAUAACUGCUAACAGGUAUACAGGUUUUUACUGAAAUAUAAUUGUUUGAUGCACCUUUAGAGGAAAAGUAUUUGUCGUUAGCAUCUGUUGAAGCAUAAUUCUUUUUUCCAUUAAGGUGUAACAAAACAUUUCGAAAUUCCUCACGUUAAAACAUUACAAGGCAUAUAUUUGGCGCAAGCACGUGCUCUGAUUGAGACGUACAUGUAUAAACAGGCUGGUAUAAAAGACAAUGGUGCUUACUGCAAUUCAUUUAUCUCAUCAUCACUUUACGACUUUACACAAUUCUG
Owenia fusiformis is the source of this 4505-nucleotide messenger RNA. The record is from the annotation of a GenBank genome assembly. NCBI's taxonomy places the organism in Eukaryota, Metazoa, Annelida, Polychaeta, Sabellida, Oweniidae.